This is a messenger RNA of Habropoda laboriosa, 1850 nucleotides long. RefSeq names its product methylcrotonoyl-CoA carboxylase beta chain, mitochondrial (gene Mccc2). Gene Ontology annotation, cellular component: methylcrotonoyl-CoA carboxylase complex; mitochondrion. The transcript has 9 exons. Gene Ontology annotation, molecular function: methylcrotonoyl-CoA carboxylase activity. Gene Ontology annotation, biological process: L-leucine catabolic process. NCBI's taxonomy places the organism in Eukaryota, Metazoa, Arthropoda, Insecta, Hymenoptera, Apidae. The record is from RefSeq and is a predicted model, not a curated record. The coding region runs from base 109 to 1788 and encodes 559 amino acids.
GUGUGUGGUUGUAAUCGCCGGGAGGCACGCGUUGAAAGAGUGAGAACAUAGCAAGUAAUACGUACGUACAGUAGUAAAUAAUUGUCGAAGAUUUAGUGAAAGAGAAAGAUGCUGAGAAAAGGAAAUAUCUUGACGAGAAACUUGUGUCGCGUUAGAAAGGCGUUUCACAAUGAAGCUACUAUUAUCGGCAGCGAACAAGACACCCAGUCAGCUGAGUAUCAGGAAAACUACGUACAAAUGAAAGUGGCCGUAGACAAUUUGAAAAAGACUGUUGAGAAAAUUGUAGAAGGUGGAGGACAAAAGGCGAGAGAAAGGCAUACGAAGAAGGGAAAACUCUUGCCACGAGUUAGAAUUAACGCCCUUCUCGAUCCAACGUCUCCUUUCCUCGAAUUUUCGCAACUAGCUGGUUACGAAUUGUACGACAAAGAGGAAGUACCAGCUGGUGGAAUUAUCACUGGCAUUGGUAGAGUAGAAGGAACGGAAUGCGUGAUAAUUGCGAACGACGCAACAGUGAAAGGUGGCACUUACUACCCGAUCACUGUGAAGAAGCAAGUAAGAGCCCAAGAAAUCGCCGAAGAGAAUCACCUACCGUGCAUAUAUUUAGUGGACAGUGGAGGCGCGAAUUUAUCAAAGCAAGCUGAGGUAUUUGCAGAUAAAUGGCAUUUUGGUAGAAGCUUCUAUAACCAAGCGAACAUGAGUGCAAAGGGAAUCGCACAGAUCGCUGUAAUCAUGGGAAGCUGCACUGCAGGCGGAGCGUACGUGCCAGCCAUGGCGGACGAAAACGUGAUCGUGGCCAAUCAAGGCACGAUCUUCUUGGCUGGACCACCGUUAGUGAAAGCUUCGACCGGCGAAGAUGUCUCCGCGGAGGAUUUAGGCGGCGCGGCGCUUCAUUGUCGGACAUCUGGAGUGACCGAUCACUAUGCCAUCGACGACACCCACGCCUUGUACACGGCUCGUCAGAUAGUGAAGGAUUUAAACAGGCAGAGACCGAUGCACGUGAACCUGGAUAAACACUUGGACAUACCUGUGCACGCUGUAGAUGAAAUUUACGGAAUCGUGGGGACCAAUUUGAAGAAACCGUUCGACGCGAAGGAAGUUAUCGCGAGGAUCGUGGAUGGUUCGAGGUUUCGAGAGUUCAAAGCUCAGUACGGAGAGACGUUGGUCACUGGAUUCGCGAGAAUUUAUGGUUACCCUGUGGGUAUAAUAGCGAAUAACGGCGUGCUGUUUUCGGAAAGCGCACUAAAGGGUGCACACUUUGUGCAGCUCUGCGCUCAGAGAAAAAUACCGCUCGUUUUCUUGCAGAACGUCACAGGUUUUAUGGUGGGAAAGGACGCGGAGGCUGGAGGCAUCGCGAAGAACGGAGCGAAAAUGGUGACCGCGGUGGCCUGCGCUCAAGUACCGAAAAUUACGGUGCUGAUCGGCGGUGCUUACGGAGCAGGAUAUUUCGGCAUGUGCGGUCGAUCUUAUUCACCGAGGUUUCUCUAUGCCUGGCCAAACGCCAGAAUCUCCGUGAUGGGUGGAGAACAGGCCGCCAGUGUGAUGGUCCAAAUUACCAAACAGCAACGCGAACGUGACGGGAAACAGUGGACAGCGGAAGAGGAAGAGAGUUUGAAGCGACCAAUCUUAGAACAGUUCGAGAAAGAGAGCAGUCCGUAUUACAGCAGCGCUAGACUUUGGAACGACGGUGUGAUCGAUCCGGUGGACACCAGAGUGGUAUUGGGACUGAGUUUAUCCGCGGCGUUGAACGCACCCAUCCCAGAAAGUAAAUACGGUAUAUUCCGUAUGUAAAGCGUUUCGUGUAACGAACGAUAGCACCUGUGAUCUCCCAAUCGUGAAAUUAUCACCGAGUG